AUGCUGCGGAGCCAACCGCCAGAGCGUGACGCCAAGCAGGCGCCGCGGGGCAGCCCCACUGCCAGGGUCCUCGCCGAGCUAAACCCGUCGCCAUGGAGACGGGACGCGCGCAGACAGCCGUUAGACCGUGGAGGCGCAGUCCAGGACAGUUUGGGGGAGCGGGGCCGCGGCCGCGGCUCCCAGCACCCAACAGCACCUACGGCGAACCCUUCACGGGGUCGCGAUGCCUCUACUCGGCCGCCACUGUCAUCACCUCAGCCAUCACGGGCUGUACGCCGGGUUCCUGCCGGCUCUGAAAGAGCACGGCGCCUAGCGAGGGCGCGGGGCGGGGCUUCGGGCCGCUCAGGUCUGUCUGAGACAUCCGCUUCCGGGGCUGCGGCCAUCGUACUCCCCGGCUCGUCCGGCACGCGAAACUGUAUCAAGAACCAGACCUCAACCCCUACGGCCCCUGAGUCGCGGCCGCCCUCGCCUCGCUGUCCCCCUCCAGCACUCCGCUGCCCGCCUCCUCAGCUAGUCAUGCUGGAGCAACUGAGCUCGCUGCCCACACAAAUGGAUUACAAGGGCCAGAAGCUAGCGGAACAGAUGUUUCAGGGAAUUAUUCUUUUUUCAGCAAUAGUUGGAUUUAUUUACGGGUACGUGGCGGAACAGUUCGGGUGGACUGUCUACAUAGUUAUGGCCGGAUUUGCGUUUUCGUGUUUGCUGACACUUCCUCCAUGGCCCAUUUAUCGUCGGCACCCCCUCAAGUGGUUACCUGUUCAAGACUCAGGCACAGAAGACAAGAAACCAGGAGAAAGAAAAAUUAAGAGGCAUGCUAAAAAUAAUUGAUUGGGGUUUUCAUAAUUCAUCUUUACUCUUGCACCUGCUUUUGUUUUGUGUGAGAUGAGCUACAUUUUCACACUCAAAACACGAGCUAAAAACCACCUAUGCUCUUACGGUACAGCUGUGUAUCGAUUUUGUUCUCUUCAUAUUUCUUUUCUAACUCAGUUGGGCUUUCAUUUAUACAUAUUUUAGAUCUUCUCUUCAUAAUCUUUCUCUGAAACGGAGAACAGAAAAACAAGUAUGCAAAGUUUCUUUCAGGUCUACAAAAAUAAUGAAUAUAUGCCUCAUAAGUAACAGUACAAUUUAAUUAUCAAAGUUUUAUAAUUAUUAAGCUGUUUUAAUAUUUUCAAUUAAAACUCAGUGCAAGUCUAUGGCUAAAGAGUCUUUUGUUCAUUGUUUUGCAAGCAAGACUACUAAUAAAAGCCAAUGUUUUAGUUUGU
Hipposideros armiger (great roundleaf bat) is the source of this 1259-nucleotide messenger RNA. RefSeq names its product signal peptidase complex subunit 1 (gene SPCS1). Gene Ontology annotation, biological process: protein targeting to ER. Bases 1 to 825 code for a protein of 274 amino acids. Gene Ontology annotation, cellular component: membrane; signal peptidase complex. Lineage: Eukaryota; Metazoa; Chordata; Mammalia; Chiroptera; Hipposideridae. The record is from RefSeq and is a predicted model, not a curated record. The transcript is spliced from 5 exons.